This is a messenger RNA of Vanessa atalanta (red admiral), 2677 nucleotides long. RefSeq names its product cytochrome P450 307a1 (gene Cyp307a1). NCBI's taxonomy places the organism in Eukaryota, Metazoa, Arthropoda, Insecta, Lepidoptera, Nymphalidae. Gene Ontology annotation, molecular function: heme binding; monooxygenase activity; oxidoreductase activity, acting on paired donors, with incorporation or reduction of molecular oxygen. Bases 74 to 1693 code for a protein of 539 amino acids. The record is from RefSeq and is a predicted model, not a curated record. The transcript is spliced from 2 exons.
CGAACGGGGCUAUUCCCGCCAAAUCUCCUGUCAAAACAGGUGUUGUCACUCGAAAUAUUUCUUUUUAGAAAAAAUGAGUGCACUCCUCAUAAUCGCUUUAUGCGUCCUUAUCUUAUAUAAAUUCGUAACGCGACGUUCUGUUACGUGGAGAAAAGUUACGAAAUAUGGAGAAAAUAAAGUCGCUGAGUUGAAAAUAGCCCCAGGCCCGAUACCUUUGCCUGUUAUUGGAAGUUUGCACUUACUCGGAAAAAAUGAAUCCCCUUUCCAAUCAUUUACUGAAUUAUCUGGUGUAUAUGGGGAUAUAUUUAGUAUAAAGUUAGGUUCAGCACAGUGUCUGGUUGUAAACAGCUUAGACAAGAUACGGGAGGUUCUGAAUCAAAAUGGAAAAUUCUUCGGCGGUCGUCCCGACUUCUUGAGGUUCCACAAGCUAUUCGCCGGCGACAGAAAUAAUUCUCUGGCCCUUUGUGAUUGGUCGAACCUGCAACUCAGACGUAGAAACCUGGCGCGACGUCACUGCGGUCCAAAACAGCACACGGAUAAUUUUACGAGGAUCGGUUCCGUGGCGACCUUCGAAUCCAUAGAACUCGUCCAGACCUUGCGAAACAUUACUCGUUCAACAAUUGGAAGCAUCAACUUGAAACCCCUCCUGAUGACAACAGCUAUGAACAUGUUUACAAACUACAUGUGCAACAUUCGUUUCGACGCUGACAACGAUGCGGAAUUCAGGAAGAUAGUUAACCAUUUCGACGAGAUCUUCUGGGAAAUAAACCAAGGUUACGCUGUUGAUUUCCUGCCGUGGCUGUCGCCAUUUUACAAGAAGCACAUGGAGAAACUAUCCAAUUGGUCAAACGAUAUUCGUUCUUUCAUCCUGUCCAGGAUCGUUGAACAGAGGGAGAUUAAUUUAGACAUGGAGGGACCUGAGAAAGACUUCCUCGAUGGUCUCUUAAGAGUGCUCCAUGACGAUCCAACUGUUGAUAGAAACACUAUUAUAUUUAUGCUUGAAGACUUCUUGGGUGGGCAUUCGUCUGUCGGUAAUUUGGUCAUGCUCUGUUUAGCUGCUGUCGCCAGGGAUCCGGAUGUCGGAAAGAAGAUUAAGGCAGAAAUCGAUGGUAUAACUAAAGGGAAACGAGCUGUAACGUUGGCUGAUAGAAGUGUAUUGCCGUACACAGAAGCAACAAUCUUAGAAUGUCUAAGAUACGCCUCUUCACCCAUCGUCCCUCAUGUGGCUACCGAGAACGCGAACAUAUCAGGAUACGGCGUUGAGAAAGGAACCGUUGUCUUCAUAAACAAUUACGAAUUGAACACAUCGAGUAAAUACUGGGAUGAGCCGCAAAAAUUCGAUCCGUCUAGAUUCUUGGAACGCACCAAAAUACGCACGAGGAGGAACUCGCAAUGCGAUUCAGGUAUGGAAUCGGACAGCGAGAGAACCGGUCCGAUUAACAAAGCCACAGAAUCCGAAAAGGAAAUCGUCACUGUCAAGAAGAAUAUCCCCCACUUCUUACCGUUCAGCAUUGGUAAGAGGACGUGUAUUGGACAAACGUUGGUCACGACUAUGAGUUUCGUCAUGUUCGCCAACAUCGUCCAAGAGUUCGAGGUCGCGGCUGUCAAUAAAGACGACCUGAGACAGAAGCCAGCAUGCGUCGCCUUACCGAAGGACACAUUUGAACUUUAUCUCUUGCCAAGAAAAUAUUGAACUCAUAUUAUUUUAGAUAAACCUCCUUAUUUAUUCUGUGACAAUUGAAUUUGGUAUUUCGAUUUUUUUUUCAAUUUUAUCUUAGUUUUAGUUGAAGUUUUUAUUUAUUUCUUAUGUUAAUUUAGUUCUUCGUUUAAAUUAAAUUAGGCUGAUUCGAUUUUUAACUAAUAUUCUAUAAUUAAACAAUCAAUAGAUAUUAUAUUUAAUUGUAUAUAAUGUAUAGUGAUUUUUUUCUUCAGAAUUAUGAUCUAUAUACUGUACGUAUAUUAAAUACUAACUUCUUUUAGUUGAACUAUUUUCUUUUAGAAAUUUAUCUUAUUUGACAUUUUUGUUAGUACUCUUUGCUCUAAAUGUCGACUCUUAGGCUCUUAGAGUAUAUUUCAAUGGUACUAGGAGUUAAGAUAAUCAAACCUUAGAUUUUAUAUUCCAUUCGAUUCGCUAAUACAUCUGCUAUAUUGAACUACAUACGGUUCUUGAUUAAUAUAAAUUUAUUUAGUGUUAGGUAUCACACACGUAUUUGUGUUAUUAUAUUCCGGUUAGGAGGGUGAGUGAGGCAGAGUAGGGACAAGGGAAAUAACAUCUUAGCUCCCUACGGUGAUGUAGCGAAUGUUUAAUAUUGCUUAUACAUUUAACUACUUAUAAUCAUUUGCUCUAGAGUUCCGAUAACUUCGCCAUUAUUCAGAAUCAUUUAUAAUUUAAAUCUCGAACGUAUUCAAGGUCAAAAUUGACGUAUUGAAUUGACUCCUCCUGCCAUUGAAAUCGACAUUUCUUAGAGAUUCUUUCUAUAAUUUUUCUUUUGAAAUUAAAAAAACUAAAAUUCUUGUCACAGAGUAAAUUAAUAAGUACGCUCAAAACUUAUUUAUUUUGAAACAUGACUUUGUGAUUUUAUAAUAAACAUACAUAUAUGUGCUGGCGACAUACAAUGAUAUAUUAUAUAUAUAAACGACUGUACUGUGUUUGUUGGAUUACGAUUUUAGUUUGUAU